AUGGCAAAUAGGACCACAAUAAAGGAAUUCAUACUGUUGGGGUUGACUGACAAUCCCCAAGUUGCUGUUGGCCUUUUUCUCCUCCUGCUUGGGAUUUAUCUUUUGACAUUAAUAGGAAACAUGUUGAUUGUUAUUAUCACACUGCUGAAUGUUCAGCUCUGUACCCCAAUGUAUUUCUUCCUGCGACAUGUGGCAUUGGCAGACAUAGGAUCCCCAACUACCGUAAUUCCCAAAACACUGGUCAACAUAGCCACUGGAAGUAAGAGCAUCUCUGUAGCUGGUUGCUUCAUACAGUUAUUUCUAAAUUUUGCCUUUGGCACCACUGAGUUCCUUCUAGUGGCCACAAUGUCUGUUGAUCGCUACAUAGCUAUCUGUAAACCUCUUCACUACACAACCAUCAUGAAUCCCCGAAUCUGCUCAUUGCUGGUAAUUUGUUGCUGGGCUGGGGGAAUAUCACUAAUUCUAGUUCCAUCCAUUCCUUUAUUUCUGAUGCCGUUUUGUGGUCCUAACGUCAUGAAUCACUUCUUGUGUGACAAUGGACCCCUAAUGAAGCUGGUCUGUGUUAACAGCAGCUCCCUAGAAAUGACUUAUUUUGUGGUUGCCGUAUUCUCUCUGCUUGGGACCUUAAGUGUCAACAUUGUCUCCUAUGUCAAAAUCAUUUCCACCAUUUUGCGCAUCCCCUCAACUACCGGGAGAAAGAAGACCUUCUCCACUUGUACUUCUCACAUGAUUGUGGUCACGAUGGCUUACGGUACUUGUAUUUUCCUGUACAUGAAACCAAAGGAUGCCAAUGAAUCCAUCUUCAACAAAAUGAUGACUCUUCUGAGUACUGUCGUGAUUCCUUUCCUGGUCCCAAUCAUAUACUGUUUGAGGAACAAACAGGUGCAAGAUGCUUUGAGGACUGAACUGAGACAAUGGAUUGGGUUUUGCAAGAAAUUGAGAUGA
Messenger RNA from Protobothrops mucrosquamatus (brown spotted pit viper), 945 nucleotides. RefSeq names its product olfactory receptor 49-like. Gene Ontology annotation, biological process: G protein-coupled receptor signaling pathway. The coding region runs from base 1 to 945 and encodes 314 amino acids. Gene Ontology annotation, molecular function: olfactory receptor activity; G protein-coupled receptor activity. The record is from RefSeq and is a predicted model, not a curated record. Gene Ontology annotation, cellular component: membrane. NCBI's taxonomy places the organism in Eukaryota, Metazoa, Chordata, Lepidosauria, Squamata, Viperidae. The transcript has a single exon.